Molecule: messenger RNA, 1335 nt
Organism: Penicillium atrosanguineum
Lineage: Eukaryota; Fungi; Ascomycota; Eurotiomycetes; Eurotiales; Aspergillaceae
Product: putative MFS transporter
Exons: 5
Coding region: 1-1335 (444 amino acids)
Biological process (GO): transmembrane transport
Cellular component (GO): membrane
Molecular function (GO): transmembrane transporter activity
Source: RefSeq, a predicted model, not a curated record
AUGACCACACAAACACAGGCAGAGUCAUUUGUCCUCCAAGCACGAGCACCACUCGAGCCAGGUUCUGAAGAGCCCACCGUGCUACAAGAGGCAAGAAGAGAGACGGUCAACCAACCAAAAUGGCUAUACGCCAAGAUCAUCAGCGCCGGCGUUUCGUUCUUCGUCGCCGGGAUCAAUGACGGCAGUCUGGGCUCGCUAAUUCCCUACGUGAUACGCACCUACGGCAUCGGAACGAACAUGGUCGCCGUACUCUUCCAUAGGUACGGCACUACCUUCUUCGGCUGGUUCUUCGCAGCUCUCUCCAAUAGCUCAAUAUGCCAGCAUCUCGAUCUAGGCGCUAUACUAUCAUUAGGUGCAGCAAUUCAGAUCCUGGCCCAUGUGCUGCGCGCGUGGCUCCCGCCUUUCCCGCUGUACGCCGUCACAUUCUUCCUCGCGAGCCUAGGACAGGCGUAUAACGAUACACAUGCCAAUACCUUUGUCUCCUCGCUUCGAGGCGCGCAUCGCUGGCUGGGAUUCAUUCAUGCGAUGUACAUGGCCGGUUGUCUUGUCGGGCCGUUCGUGGCCACGGGCGUGGCUUCGGCGAAUGUGGAAUCAAAGUGGAAUUUAUUUUACCUGUUCCCGUUGGGUAUUGGCGUGGUUAAUAUGUCACUGGUGGGACUAUCAUUCCACGAUAGAAUGGGGCUUUUGAUGAAGAAGAAGAAACAAUCUUCUAGCACUGGUGAUCAACCAGAGUCAACGGGCAAGACGGCCCUCAAGGAAAUCAAAGCCACGCUCUCCACCCCCGGUGUCUGGAUACUCAGUUUAUUCUUUUUCUUCUUCUUAGGCGCUGGUAUCACGGCUGGUGGUUGGAUGGUCGAAUACCUGGUCAGGGUGCGCAAUGGGAAUGUCAAGGAAAUGGGAUACGUUCCGGCUGGCUUCUACGGUGGUGGUUUCCUGGGUCGACUAUUGCUUGCAGAGCCGACGCAUCGACUUGGUGAGCGACGGAUGAUUUUCAUUUACGCGGUUCUUUGCGUGGGGUUGCAAUUGGUGUUCUGGCUGGUGCCGAAUAUCAUCACCGAGGCUGUGGCCAUCAGCUUGCUAGGAUUCUUCUCAGGUCCAUUUUUCGCAACAGGCAUCUCAGUCGGCUCCAAGAUGUUCUCUCCGGAAAUCUGUUCCUCGGCGAUAGCAUUCGUCUUCGUCCUCGGCCAAAUCGGCGGCUCCAUCUUCCCAGCAAUAACAGGCAUCAUAGCCGCCCACGUCGGCGUCAAGGUGCUUCAGCCGAUGCUAGUGGGCCUCCUCAGCGCCGCCGGCGUAAGCUGGCUCUUCCUCCCCAAAGCCACACUACAUCGGGACUAG